This is a messenger RNA of Fusarium redolens, 1631 nucleotides long. RefSeq lists its product as uncharacterized. Lineage: Eukaryota; Fungi; Ascomycota; Sordariomycetes; Hypocreales; Nectriaceae. Bases 480 to 1628 code for a protein of 382 amino acids. The record is from RefSeq and is a predicted model, not a curated record. Gene Ontology annotation, molecular function: oxidoreductase activity. The transcript is spliced from 4 exons.
CUUCACUGAUUUAUCCCUCACCAAACCUUGAUUGCGGGAUGCCUUCAAUGAAAAGGAGUAAAUCCAUGCCGAGAGAUAGUUAUUCCAUCCAUCUACUCUAUAUCUUUUAGCCUCAAUUCUGCCUGGUUAAGAUACCUGGUAGUUUUGGUGUAGCCUGUAAGACCCUGCGCCCUAGGGCUGCAGAGUUAAGGGCUUGUCAAAUCCCCUUCCAGCAAUGAUGGGCGCGAUACAGCGGCACAACACUACGAACAGGGCUUGCUCCGGCUUGGCUUUAACAGGGGUUCUUGAAUUUUGUCUCUAUCCCAUCAAUUAUACGGGAUAGGCACUAAUACAAUUUCGACCGCAUUUUUCUGCUUGCUUAUUAGUUAAGUAGUCUAUCCCGCGCGCUCAAUCUCACCGCAUUCCCUGACUUUCUUUCCUGUCAUCUCUUGUCUAACUGAAUAUCACAGAGUACAAGCACAAAAGCAAGUUUCGAAACCAUGCAGAUUUCUUUCGGAAUCAUCGCUGCUUUCCUGGGCGCCUCUUCGCUAGUUGCUGCCUCACCAACUCAAUCUGCCGGUGAUCUCAUGCUACAUCUUAACAGCAAGGCGACGUCUGCACUAGAGAAUACCAGAGCACCGACAAGCCGCAAGAAGUGUACAAUCGCCAACGCCGAAGUACGCCGGGAUUGGGCAGCCCUCUCGAAGAAGGAGAAGAAGGCUUACAUCAAUGCCGUCUUAUGUCUGCGAAAGAAACCUUCCAAGGCGGACCCUUCUUUCGCACCUGGCGCACGCACUAGAUAUGAUGAUUUCGUCGCUGUCCAUAUUAAUCAGACUCGAAGCAUACAUGGAACAGGAAAUUUCUUCACCUGGCAUCGAUAUUAUACUUGGGCCUAUGAAAAAGCUCUGCGAGAUGAGUGUGGUUAUAAGGGCACCCAGCCAUAUUGGAAUUGGUUUGAGACUGGCGACUUUGCAACCAACCCUGUCUUUGACGGUUCCGAGACCAGUAUGAGCGGUGACGGCGAGUUCUUCAAACACAACGGUUCUAUUUCCGGCGCAGGAGCCAUUUUUCUUCCGAGUGGUAACGGAGGCGGCUGUAUCAAGAAAGGUCCCUUCGCCGGUGCAAUCGCCAACCUUGGACCUCCCUCUCCCGGUAUGGAUGGAAUGAAAGCCACUACGACGCCUCUCGAGUAUAAUCCCCGCUGUAUACGUCGAGAUCUUAGCCGUUACACCAUUGAGAAGUGGAUGACCCUUCACAACUUAUACAACAUCACUCUCGGCGACGCUUCGCAUAGCGUCAAGGCUAUGCAGGAUGAAUUUCAAGGACGGUUUGCGGAUGGAUUCUUGGGCUUGCAUGCAGCUGGUCAUUUUGUCAUGGGCGGUGACUCAUCCGAUCUCUACUCUUCACCAAAUGAGCCUGCUUUCUUUUUGCACCAUUCUAUGGUCGACCGCGUAUACUGGAUCUGGCAGGCCCUUCACCCGAAGCAGGCUCGAGACAUUGCUGGCACUAUCACUAUUUCGAACAGACCUCCUAGCCGGGACGCUUUGAAGUCUGAUCCUCUAAAUAUGGGAGUUAAUGCAGCUGAGAUCACUAUCGAUGAUGCACUUGAUACUUUGAGCGGCUCACCCUUUUGUUAUAUCUAUCUCUAAGAG